Molecule: messenger RNA, 4134 nt
Organism: Fundulus heteroclitus (mummichog)
Lineage: Eukaryota; Metazoa; Chordata; Actinopteri; Cyprinodontiformes; Fundulidae
Gene: pacsin1b
Product: protein kinase C and casein kinase substrate in neurons 1b
Exons: 9
Coding region: 351-1811 (486 amino acids)
Biological process (GO): plasma membrane tubulation; regulation of endocytosis; neuron projection morphogenesis
Cellular component (GO): plasma membrane; endosome; cytoplasm
Molecular function (GO): protein binding; phospholipid binding
Source: RefSeq, a predicted model, not a curated record
GCUCUCAUCUGAGCCAUUAAAGCACAAGGAUUAUCAUCCAGUCAGUGGGAAAACACAGAUACAUGUAAACUUUGCACAGAAGGCCGGGCUGAAAGAUCCACAGACACAGAUCUCUCUCCCCUGCUCUGGACGCUGAUGCACCACUGAGGCGACCGGCAGCACGCAGCAAAGAUCAGCAGCCAGGAGGAGAGGCGAUGAAGAGCAGGACUGCCUGCUAGAGGAGCCCACGUGCUUCCUUUUUCUCCCUCGCUGCACCCCAGGCUGCUGUUCAUGGAGGACUGGAGUGCAUGAGGAGCGCCACUCUGCUGCAGACCCCCACAGCCUGAAGCCGCCCUGCCAAACCCGGGACCAUGUCUGGAGGCUACGACGAGUACGCCAGCCGGGAGGACGCCACGGACAGUUUCUGGGAGGUCGGGAACUACAAGCGCACAGUGAAGCGCAUUGAUGAUGGCAAUCGACUCUGCAAUGACCUGAUGAACUGCAUCCAGGAGCGUGCCAAAAUCGAGAAAGCCUACGCACAGCAACUGACUGACUGGUCUAAGAGAUGGAGGCAGCUGGUAGAUAAAGGUCCUCAGUACGGCUCAGUGGAGCAGGCUUGGAUGGCGAUGAUGACUGAGGCGGAAAAGGUGAGCGACCUCCACACAGAAGUGAAGAACAACCUGAUGAGCGAAGACUUUGAGAAGGUGAAGAACUGGCAGAAGGACUCGUACCACAAACAGAUGAUGGGAGGAUUCAAGGAGACCAAAGAGGCAGAGGAAGGCUUCAAGAAGGCCCAGAAGCCCUGGGCCAAGAAGCUGAAAGAGGUCGAGGUCGCAAAGAAGUCAUACCACAUGGCCUGCAAAGAGGAGAAGCAGGCCGCCACCAGGGAGGCCAACAGUAAGGGAGAGGCCACAACGCCAGCCGAGCAGAGAAAACUGCAGGACAAACUGGACAAGUGCAAACAAGACACACAGAAGACGAGGGAAAAGUAUGAGAAGGCUCUGGAUGAGCUGAAUAAGUGCACCCCUCCGUACAUGGAGAGCAUGGAGCAGGUGUUCAGCCAGUGCCAGCAGUUUGAAGAGAAGCGGCUGGCCUUCCUCAAGGAGGUGCUGCUGGACGUCAAGCGCCACCUCAACCUCACAGAGAAACAAAAUUAUGUCGCCGUGUACAGAGAUCUUGAGCAAGCUAUCACCUCAGCUAGUCCAGAGGAGGAUCUGAAGUGGUUCAGUAAUAUCCACGGCCCUGGCAUGCACAUGAACUGGCCAAAGUUUGAGGAGUACAACCCAGAUCUUACUCAUACCAUCUCUAAGAGAGAAAAGUCAAAGAAGUUCAACGAGGAAGUCAUGCUGACUAAUGUGAGGGCACCAGGAGGCAACGUUCAAGCAGAAGACAGGGGAAGGUCACUGUCUGAUCUUUAUUUAUGUAUUUCAUUUUGGUGCUGCUGUAUUUUUCAACAAUUUCCAGCAUUUUCCUUCAUUAUUCAAACAAGAAGCUUUCUCCCGUUUUCACCCCCCCCCCCUGCUUUUAGUGUGAGCAGCUACGAGAAGAACCAGGCGUACUCCUCCAACGAGUGGUCCGAUGACGAGCAGAAGGGCCUCAACUCAGGCAGCGACACCAAUGGAGGGUCGAACCCCUUUAAUGAAGACGGAGGCGAAGGCGUGAGAGUCAAAGCGCUGUAUGACUACGAAGGCCAGGAGCAAGACGAGCUCAGCUUCAAAGCAGGUGAUUUGCUGACGAAGCUGGAAGACGAGGACGAUCAGGGCUGGUGUAAAGGUCGCCUGGACAACGGCCAGCUCGGUCUUUACCCCGCUAAUUACGUGGAGCCCGUCUAAACGUCCCGGCCCGAGGACGCUCGCCUCCUCUGAGGUGAAAUCUGGACCGAGCCGUCCGCCCACGACACCCCGCACAUUGCCCGAGACUGCAAAGCAACAGAGGCGAAAACGUUGUGGUCACUGCUGCGUUCGCUGUCCGUCGUGAUGCUCCUCUCUCACCAGAAGUCGAAUAAGGCGCCCGGGGUAUCAAGAAUGAGCUGUGCAUUUAUGUAUUUUCAUUUUUUUUUUUUACCAUCUGGAUGCUUGUACAGUUUGUUUCUUCCUAGAAUACAUUGUUUUUUUUUUGUUAGUAUAUCUACGCAACCUUUAGCGUUUUUUUGGAAAUGUAUAUGCCUUUGAUCUUGUAAAGUUCAACCGGAGGAUUUUAACCUCUUUCAAAGCUGCACGGCCUGCAGGUUGUUAGCUCUGCUUAACGUUAGCAUUCAGGCUCACGCAAAUUUAACGCCCGGCAGAGGGCCAGGGACACGACAGAGACGCAGUUCCCAACGUUGUUUGAGCUCUUAGUUUUUCUCCUUGUGUCACAGAAUCAUGUGUGAAGUCCAGUAGACAAACGGAAGGCCCCCUUAGAGGAAAAACAUGUUUGUGUAAAGCAUCUGUCAGUGGGAGGCGGAACUGACAUUCAAUCCUUCAAAUAAACUCGACGGAUUCUCUCAACGACCAAAACCUGUUACUAUUACCGGAUAAGUCGGCUCGGUAGUUUCUGUGAAUCCAUGCUAACAAACAAAAACUCACAAAAAGUCACAAAAAAGAACAUCUGAACUUAAUUGAGUCCUUUGAAAAGUUUACGCUCACCAUGGGCAAGGUUCUCCUUGAUUUCGAGCCUUUGUCACCCUUUUGUUCAGGGUAGACAAAUAAACAAUAAGAAACGGUUUGGAGUUAUAGAGGAUUUUCCUUAUUCCACACCGGGUCAAAAUAAAAAGUUCAAUUAUAUGCAUACACCGUCAGUAAUAUUUGUUUAAAUCUUCCUCAAGAAGUUGAAGAGAAGCAAUGUGUAUCAACAAGCUUCUGGUUUAAUUAAGGCCAGACGUUGGACCACAGUGAAGCCACUUUUCCAUCUCUGUGGACUCAUAGGGUGCUGAUCUGGAAAAGAGGCCGAAGCUCCCAAGUAGACGCCUUUGAGCUGGACUGAAGUUUGCAGCUCACCAAAACAUUAAGACAGAGACUAAAAAAAUUAGUCUUAACGGUGACAAUGUUUGCCGUAAUAAAGGCGACGCUUGCAUCUCUAAGAACCUCUAGAUUCAAGCUGUGGGACUCGCUUCCUUUCUCUGGUGUACAGCAUGUAUUUGAGCCUGUAUGUAUAAUUUUGACCAAGUGUGGAAUAUAAUAAUCCACAAUGAAUUCAGCAAUGUUUCUGUUUUUUUUGUUUUAUUUUUACUCAGUAAGGUUGCUUGUUGUAUGAUUAGUGCACCCUUAAAAAAAAAAUCCUUUAAAGCACCACAUUAACAUGACGUUCAUGCCCAUGGUGAGGUUAUGACAAAACGUUUCACUGGCACAGAAAAAAAAAAGUUACAACCUUAAAGCGCAUUAGAGCACAAAAACCACAACAGAACCUCACGGAGAACGUGUUCUGCCACGUCUCCCAGAUUACUGGAGAACGUAGAAGCCUCCAGGCCCGUUUCACAGCCUGUUGCCGCGUCAUUGUUUAAAAGUGAGCUCAAACAUAACUCACAGUUACUCUCAGCAGAUAUUCUCUUGUUUCAAAUAGAGUUAUCUAUCAAAAACAGGCUUUUUUUUACAUCAUUCUCCAGCUUUCCUGCUAUCUGCAAAAAAUGUGCCUAUAUUCUCCAUCACCUUUAAUUUAUUUAUUAUCUCCCCUUUGUAGCCUAUGUGUUGAUAAUGCAGCCACCGCGAUCACAAGCUGCCUUCUAAAGAUCAACUUGUAGCUGUUUUCUAUGGAGAUUAGCCACAUUUCCUAUUCUGUUUCUGUUUUAUUUGUUCCUGCUGUCCGUGGGGGGUUGUUUAUCAUCAGCAGAGGUCAGUGACUCGCAGCUCUCACCCCCCCCGCCGUGGCUGAUCCAGCUCAUGGUCUUGAUCAGUUCCCAUCUACUUAAGCUCGAGCUAACUGAGGCCUCCGGGUUGUGUGGAUGGCUCGCCUCUCUCUUUCUUGUAGUUUAUCCCCGGUCAGGACACUCAGCGCAUGUAGCAGUGCUGUAGGGGGUGAUAAGAGGCGGAUUUGAUGGCCGCACAUCUUUUGUCUGCGAGACGGGCUACUGUUACUGGUGCAGACAGAAGAAGCUGCAGAGGCCAAAGCAGAAAGAGGAUCCGCCGGUGAAAUAUUGAUGAGGUACCAGACUUUUCUGCUGCAGGAGCCAAAAAAAAAAAA